AUGGCGGUGUGCGCGCGGCUGUGCGGUGUGGGGCCGGCCCGCGGCUGCCGCCGGCGCAGCGCGGCCAGGGAGCAGCGCCGCGGCGCCGCCGACAGCGAGCCCGACACCGAUACGGACCCCGAAGAAGCGGGAGGUGGUGGCAUCACGGAGGACGAGGAGGCCGCGGAACGCAUUGAGGGCGGGCGGCCCCUGCCGCCUUCUAUCGAAGCCGGCCCGGCCGGGCGGGCCCCGCUGUCCUUGUUGGAGCUGCCCCCGGAGCUCCUGGUGCAGAUCUUCGGAUCCUUGCCCGGUACCGACCUGCCCAGCCUGGCUCGGGUCUGCACCACCUUCCGCCGCAUCCUCAGCACCGACACGAUCUGGCGGCGGCGCUGCCGCGAAGAAUAUGGAGUGUGUGAAAACCUGAGGAAGUUGGAGAUCACAGGAGUGUCGUGUCGAGAUGUUUACGCCAAACGUAUAAACCCACGGGUGAAGUCGGGGCGUUUUAUGAAAAUCCUGCCCGACUACGAGCACAUGGAGUACAGAGAUGUUUACACCUGCCUGCUGCACCGCUACCGGCACAUCCUGGGAUUGUGGCAGCCGGACAUCGGGCCCUACGGGGGACUGCUCAACGUGGUGGUUGAUGGGUUGUUCAUCAUUGGCUGGAUGUACCUGCCCCCCCAUGACCCUCAUGUGGAUGAUCCCAUGAGAUUCAAGCCCCUCUUCAGGAUCCACCUGAUGGAGAGGAAAUGUGCCACAGUGGAGUGCAUGUAUGGCCACAAGGGACCUCAUAAUGGCCACAUCCAGAUUGUAAAGAAGGACGAGUUCUCCACGAAGUGCAACCAGACAGAUCACCACCGCAUGUCAGGGGGCAGGCAGGAGGAAUUCCGGACGUGGCUGAGGGAGGAGUGGGGUCGGACUCUGGAGGACAUUUUCCAUGAACACAUGCAGGAGCUCAUCCUGAUGAAGUUCAUCUACACCAGCCAAUAUGACAACUGCCUGACGUACCGGCGCAUCUACCUCCCCCCCAGCAGCCCCGAGGACCUCAUCCAGCCUGGCCUCUUCAAGGGCACCUAUGGGAGCCAUGGCCUGGAGAUUGUCAUGCUCAGCUUCCAUGGCAAGAAAGCCAAGGGCACUAAGAUCACUGGAGACCCCAACAUCCCAGCUGGACAGCAGACUGUGGAGAUAGACCUGGCACAUCCUCUGCAGCUGCCUGACAUCGAGAACCUGCGAGACUUCAGCGAGCUGUCCCGCAUUGUGCUGGAGGUGCAGGAGCAGGUGCGGCGCGAGGAGCAGGAGCAGCAGCAGGAGGAAGAGGAGCAUUCCCAGCAAGCUGCCUCCCAGCCUGCCAGCCCCCUGGGAGGAGAAGGUGCUGAGGGGGAAGAGACUGCAGCUGGGGCAGAGGGGACGACCCAGGACAAGGCUCCAGCUUCCCAGCCCUUCGUGCUGCCCAUGGGGGUGAUAUCGCGGAAUGAGGAUUAUCCCCGCACCUGCCGAAUCUGUUUUUAUGGGACAGGGCUCAUUGCUGGCCAUGGCUUCACCAGCCCUGAGAGGACACCGGGAGUGUUCGUCCUGUUCGACGACGACCGCUUCGGUUUCAUCUGGCUGGAGCUGAAAUCCUUCAGCCUCUACAGCCGCAUCAAGGUCCCCUUCCAGAACGCCCAAGCGCCUUCCCGGGAGGCCUUUGAUGAGAUGCUCAAGAACAUUCAGUCCCUGGCUACUUGAUGAGUGGUUGGUGAUGGACAGGGCUCGGGGUGGCAAAGGCUGCUGCGCUCCCCAGCCGGGGCUGCGUGGGGAGUCCUCGCUCUCGGUACCUCUGGAUAGAAGCAUGCACUUUGAAUAAAGCCUUUCCACCCCAAAUGUACACACCUCCCACCUCAGCCAUCCCUGAGUGCUGCCCUUCCCUCUGUGCCACUCCACGCUGCUCCCCAGCAGUCCUUGUUUCCCAGUCUGUGCUUUGGAGAGCUGAAGGGAUCCUGAGGAGGGAGCAGAUCUUCCUUAGUGCAAGAAAAGAAUGUAUUGGGACAGAACCAACUUCUGGUCAGAGCUGGACUGAAGAACAGGCAGUGACAAAGCACAUCCUCCUCUCCAGAAACCUUUCUGUGGGUGCAGCUGGUGUGAUCCCAUCCUUGGCUUGCUAAUUGGAGUGUGUGGCUUUCUCUGGAGAAUUCCUUCAGCAAGGACAGGAUCCCCACACACACGAGUGUGUGCAGCAUUGUCCUGGCUUCUGGAGCUUGAUGGAUGUGCUGUCCCUGCAGCUCCAGUCUGGCUGUCUCCCUGAGAGCAGAGAUUAUUUAUUUCUCCUUGCAGGAGCUGUGUGUGGGACUGGAGAUGGGUGUAAACUCCCCAAAACUCUGAUGUGUUCGGACUGGUUUGUACCUGAAAGGUUUCUCAGAUCUUGUCAAGUGGGUCUGAAAAGGCACAGAAAGGAGCCAAAAGAAUCCCAGCUGUGAGGUGAGCCCAACAGGCUCCAGAUGGGCAGCACAAGGUGCCACAUGUCACUGGUGUGACCCCAGGGGUGCCAUUCCUUUUCAGGUUACUCUUCAGAGUCCAGAAGUGACUCUGUGACUGUGCCUGUAUUGUGUGGCUUGUUCUGGCUCCUGGAGCAGUGGUUGCUGCUGCCCCCCUCACAGGACCCUCCUUUCCCUUUCCAGUUGCCCUUGCUCCAUCCCAGAUGGAUUUGUGGCAGAUCUGAGCUCCACUGGGAAUUGUGUGCUGCAGGCAAGGGAGCAGAUUCCCUUCAGCCAGUGCUCAUCUCCAGGCUGUGAGCUGUGCUAGAACCCAGCAGCACUAACACAGCCCUGUGCCUGUGAUGGCAAAUCCAGGUCCCUUCUCCCCAGAUGAGUGUCUAACAAAACCCUGCCAUUACAGCUCUGCAGUUUUAGGUCUGUAAAUGUGUCUGUGCCUGUGCUGGGAGGUUUCAGGCCCCUUCUGUGGAGAAGUUUCAGUCCCUGCCUGGUUCCAGUGCCUGUGAGCUGCUUUUAUUCUCACUCUCACUCUCACAAGGGCUUUUUGCCAUUUCUGGCUCUCAUGUGUUCCCUGAUCUGUGGGAGAACCCAGGCUCCAGCAGAGACAACUGUCACUCACAGGAUUUAAUUCCUGUCUCUCUGGGUGAAGUUCUCCAGACUUUGGGAAUUUCCAGUGAUUUAGGGCACUUUUUGCUUUGUUUGCUGCAGCUCUGUGAGGAGUGGCAAGCCUGCCCCAGUGCAGGGGGUGAGGAGCUGUUAGAGGUGAAUAAGCUGGGAAGAGCAGGGUGGGUGUGAGCAGCCUGGAGAGGUUUUCCUGCAGAGGGAAAAGCCAGUUUGGAUCACACAGGGCUGGGAGACAGGGAGUGGCUGCUCUCUGUGCCUUGGUGAGUGGGCACAGAGGUGACCUGGAGCUGAAAUUGGGCAUCUCAGCCUCGUGCUGCAGCUGCUGAGCUCUGUGCAGAGCUUGUGCCUGAUUUAAUCUCCAUUGUGCAGAGGUUUCAGUUUGGUGCAGCUUUCUGGGACAGCUAAAGAUGUUCAGUGCUGGGUUAAUGGGCUCUGUCUCAGACAUCUUUUCCAACCUAAAUGAUUCUGUGAUUAGACUUUCAGUAUCUCAGUGGCCUGUUUGUCUUGGAAUUUGGUGUUAGGCUGCUGCAGUUCUGCCUUGUGUUUUUCCAGAGGGGUGGGAGAUGUCCCCUUGGGCAGCUGUUCCCUCUGCCUGUCCCUAAAACCAGAUUUUCUGAGAUGAAUCUAUGGCUCUGAUUGCAGAUUCCUCCCCACUUCAAUAUCCCCACAAAAAAAAUCCUAAAGUUUUACUCAACUGAUUUGAUAAUUUUUGCUUUUAGCCUUUAAAUUGCAAUUAGUUUUUUAAAAUGGAGAUUAAAAUCCAGAUUACACUGAUUGCCCUGCAAUUCCCUGAGGCCUGAGUCUCUCUCCCAAGCACUGACCUGUCUGUAGCCUCUGUCCUUUGUCACCUGUUUGCUGCUGGCACAGGUUGUGCAUCUGCUCUUGUCUCUUCUUGUCCCUUCUGAACCUUUCCAGUGGCAGUGCCAAGGGUCUCCUGGAGGCCAGACCUGCUUGGCUGGCUGGAGAGAAGAGUUUUGGUGGAGGCUGAUGCCCUGUGGGAAUUUUCCCAGCUCUGCCUUACCCCUGUUAGUGGCAUCUUUUUAUUUAUAACUCACCUGGCUGGCCUCAAAAUGUCAGGAUAAUUCCUGAUUAAAGGCAGAACUGGCUUUGUUCUGUCUGGAGCAAAAGAAAUAGCAAAUUUGUAUUAAUAAUCCUCCUCUAAUGCCUUUUCUCACCUGCUGCUGCUCCAAGCCUGGCAGGCUUUUGUGCAUUUCAGAAGAAAAUUCCCUCUGGCUGUGAAGGUGAAUUUGGGAAAGCUCCUGUGCAUUGUGCCUGGCUCUGUCAGUGCUUCCAGAGCAAAGCAGGGUAAUCCUGGAGUUAAAACUCCCAGCUCUGGAAUGUUUGGGAAAGGGGAGAUGGGUUUAGGAGUUUGGAUGUGAUCCCCAAGGGGAUGCUCCUGCUUCUCCUCAUGGGGAGCUGUGACAGGACAGGAUUUGCUGGGCUGGAUGUUUGGUACAGGCUCUACCACCCCCUGCAUCCCCAAAUCCCCAAAUCCCACUUUCCCAGCCUGUUGGGAUGUCUGUGAGCUGCUGGCAGGGACAAUGUGUGCUGGGGCCCUGCAGGUGGUGAUAAAUCCUGCUGCAGACAUCUCCUCAUCCUUUGGGCUCUGCAGGGAAUCUCAGUGACAAUUGGCUGGGGUUCUCCAUCCCAGAUGGAUGGAAAACAACUUGUCAGGGGUAGGAAUUCACACAAAGCCUUUGCAGGGAGGUUGCAGAGCCCCAAUGGCCACUGCAGGACCUGGGGCUGAAUUGUGGCUUGGGGACAAGAAUUGUCUGGUUCAUGUGCUGGGGAUGGGUUCUGCUCCUCCAUCCUGCUCCCUGUGUUGUCAGAACACGUGGAUUUGGCCAGCUGGAAAACAGGAACAUCAAAGCUUCAGUUUGUUUGCCUUGGGCCUGAUCGGAGAGCUGGGAAUGUGCUGUGCUCAGGCAGGGUGGUGGGGGGGGAUUUGUCAGGCUGGAUUUUACUGAGGAGCAGGAGAAAGGAUGGAAUUGUUUGGGAAUUUGGGUGUCAGCUCUAUUGUGCUGCUACAGCUGCUCUGGGAUGGGACAGCAGCAGUGGGAGGGCAGUUCCUGGGGAAAUGUGUGCUGGGAGAAAGGGAAUUCUGUGCCAACGUGCCUGGACGUGUCAGCUCCCAGGAAAAACCCAAACCACAGCUGGCUCAGUGUUUACUUUCCAACAAGGAUGACUUUUUCUUGCUUUUUUAUGAAUUUAAACCUAGUGGAACUCGGUGGGAGUGUUGGGUGUUGUGUGGAAUGGGUUGUUUAGGCUCGACUUGCUAGUUUAGGGAAUGAUGAUGUGUAAAGUGUCUCUUGUAGCUGGAUCCUCAGUUUGCUGCCCUUCCCAGGGGACAGUGACUCAUUUGGGAUGUGGGGUGGAAGAGAGAGGCACCAAACUGUGAGUGCCACUGAGCUCUGGGUGCUUUGUGUGCUGAAUUACAACGUGUGGUUCUGGUUUUUUUUUUGUUUGGAUUGCAAUCUUUGGGACUUCUGAGGCAGAGAGCACUUGGCUGUGUUCAUUAGCUUAAUGAAAGCAAUCUGCACUUUUGUUUUGUCAUUGAUUACUCCCCCUUCCCUGUUCCCAUGUGUGUUUUUGCACUCACCACUUUAACAUGACACUGAUGGAUUAAUCUGGGCAUUUCCUGUAGGUUUUGAGUGUGGAUGAGUCUCUGUAAAAGUGUUAAAAAUGAAGGUGAAAAUAAAUGGGCAGUGGGAGGAAACCAUUGGACAUCCACCACCACAAAUACCUUGUGGAACAUGAGUUGUACUUUAAACACCUCACUGUCCAAGGGCUGGGGGUUUGCCUGUCCCUUUCUUGGUGGCUUUGAGAGGAAUGGGAUGUGUAAAAUCAACACCUGGCCUACUUCACCCCAGGUUUUGGAAAGCUGAGCAAACUCUGUGUGUUACUUUUACACCUGAUCAUUGUUACCCAAGGAGCCUUUUCCAAUUUCAAAUAAUAAAAAGCAAAGUUUUGUGAAUUUA
This is a messenger RNA of Catharus ustulatus (Swainson's thrush), 6046 nucleotides long. RefSeq names its product F-box protein 31 (gene FBXO31). The record is from RefSeq and is a predicted model, not a curated record. Gene Ontology annotation, molecular function: protein binding. The transcript has 10 exons. Lineage: Eukaryota; Metazoa; Chordata; Aves; Passeriformes; Turdidae. Bases 1 to 1701 code for a protein of 566 amino acids.